ACCAUUAAGUUUUUCUUUGGGAAUAUUAUCAUUAUUCCAUUUAUAAAACAACUUUGGAAUCGUUAUUCUAAUUCAUGACCCAAAACUGUUAUUGUACGUUGGUUUUCGUUUAAAAAAAAAAGAUGUAGGAACCAAACGACGCACCCUAUCCUUCCUACCCGGAUCAAUUAUAAUGGAUGCACUGCCGGAAGCUAUAGCAAAUUUAUUACCGCCGUCACAGCGACAAUAUUUGGCGCAUUUUGGGGGGUUCCCCCGAAGACAUUUUUUUGUGAGAUUUUGUGCAAAAUCAAUUGAACGUCAUCUUCAGGACAAUUUACAGAUGGCAAUUUAACCGAAACAGUCUGUGCAUACGGCAUGGAAGAGCAGACAGUGGUUGAAGAGCAAGGCAAAGUUCCGAAACAACAGGAGUCCAGUGAGGACAUUUCUGCCAGUGUUUUAGUGAAAAGGGGCAGGGGAAGACCCAAAGGUUCCAAGAAGCUCCAGAUCACCGUUCCCGACGUCAACCUCAUGGAGAUUGUUUCAGGCAUCGCCAACAGCAGCCCUGCGCUGGGUUUCGACAACAUAAGCAGUGGUGAAGAUUACGUGCCCAAGAAGAGGGGCCGGCCAAAGGGCACCGGGAGCAAGCGUUUGGCUGAAAAGGUGCCCGAUGACAAUGGCUCAGACACGCCCAAACGAGGAAGAGGGCGCCCCAAAGGAUCCGGCAAGCGCAAGGCCGAGAAUGUCACGAGCGAAGAAGACAGUGACGAAGCGGGGCAAACCCAGGGCUCAGCCAAAAAGGUGCCUCGCGUUGAGCUAGGUGGCAAUGACAACUCGCCCAACGGGGUCGCCGCCCCACGGGGCAGAGGACGGCCGAGAAAAAGUAGCACCGAGCGGCGCCUGGCGCCUGCCAGCGAUGGCCCCAAAAGAGGGAGGGGCCGACCCAAAGGCUCCGUCAACAAGAAGCCUGCUAUGUCUUUGGUGCUCUUUCAAGUGGGACGUCCCCGUAGAAAGCAGAUCCCGCCCUCCAGGCUGGUCAUGCGCCUCCCCAGAAAAACCGGGAAGCGUGGAAGACCCAAGAAAGUACCUUCUAGAAGGGGCCGCCCCAGGAAGUACCCUCUGCCGUCGUCGGAAGGCUCCCAAAACAGAGUGUGGAAGCCCCUUGGGAGACCCAGGAAGCAUCCUAUCCCCGGGACCGCAGGGGCACCCCCGGCCGGUCGUCGAGGUAGAGGUCGUCCGCGCAAGUCGGACGCAGCAAAACGUCCUGGCGCCUCAUACGACGGACCGCCGCGCAAAAGAGGCCGGCCCAGGAAGCACCCCUCCGGCUCUCGCGGCGAACCUGCUAAACCCAGAGUGUGGAAGCCCCUCGGGAGGCCCAGGAAGUAUCCUCUGGUAGAUCCUCCGGAGGGAGCUCCGGCGCCCCCUCGCCGCACACCGGGUCGGCCGCGCAAGUCUGAAUCCAAACGAGGUGCCCACCUGCGCAAUCCCGCCUCGCCGCGCCCCCUGGGACGCCCUCGGUUGACAACGGGUGAGGAUGGCACGCCGCGCAAAAGGGGGCGCCCCAAGAACUCGGGCGACAAGAAAGUCCAAAGCGAGGCUCCGCUGGAUGACAGUCCCUGGAACCAUUCCAGCAACGCAGCAGAGGAGCGCAAGGAACAGGAGGCGGAAGUGCGUGAGGACGGCGCCCCCGCUCAGCAACGGGAAGAACGCGCCGCCUCCGAGGAGGGGGUCAAUCCCUCGCAGUGACAUCGUAAGUUUCCAACUGGCGCGCUUGAUGAACAAUCCAUCAAGGUUCUUCACUUGUAGGCUAUAUUGCAGUCUGUUCAAUUAGAUAUCCUACUACAGACUAAUCCUUUUCUUUUUCAUCAAGUCCUACUAGAAACUCUUCUACUUUUACUUUUCUUUGUUUGUUUGUUGGUUUUUGCCAUGACUUUUGAUUACUCCUCUUUAGUCCUCACAGAAGAUUUUAGUUUUUAGAGUGACAUCACUCGAUUCAGGCGCUUUGUCUCUGUGGCGAUCAGGAGCAAAUAGAAUAGUGACAAAAAAAAUAUAUACGCAUUGAAGUCUUUGUAAUCUUUGCCUUUUUUUAACACCCAGAAGUCCACACUAACUCAUUUGUAAGCAGUGAGUUUUAAAACUUUUUUUUUUUUAAGCCGUAAAAGUAUUCCCCCCACCAGCACACGUUUUGAUUUUAACCCUCAGAUGACUGUAAAAGGUUGGUGUUCACACUUGGGGAAAAUAUUUGUGAUUUUCAGCUCCCUGUGAACACGCCUACUAUAUAAUUCUUCACCAAUGGUGUAUUUUGUUGAAUUCCUCAUUUUAAAAAAAAAUUGUACCGUUAGAUGUUUUUGUGCUUUUUUUUCUUUUCCUCCAUCUUUUUCUAGUCUGGUAGAAAACAUGAUGUAAUGCCCGGUAGCCCAUUUUAUGGCCGUCUUAGUCUACGUUCACACUGCAGGGCCCAAUUCUGAUCCCCUCCGCCCCAAACUAAUUUUAAGUAGUUGUCACACAUUACAAAAAAAAUGCAACUUCUAAUGUGAAUGGAAUGCAUCUGUGACGUGGCACUCUUGCACUCAAAAUAUGCAGUUAAGCUGCGCGGUGUUUAUGGAUGUAAAUGUGGGUCCAUGUUUUGGGCCUAAUCUUAUUUCUUGACUUGAAAGUUCCUCUUCCUUGCUUUAGAUCAGUGGCUCUUAACCUUGUUCGAGGUACCGAACCUAACCAGUUCAUAUGCACAUUCACCGAACCCUUCAUUAGUG
Hippocampus comes (tiger tail seahorse) is the source of this 2729-nucleotide messenger RNA. Its product is annotated as chromosomal protein D1. Gene Ontology annotation, molecular function: DNA binding. Bases 355 to 1722 code for a protein of 455 amino acids. The record is from RefSeq and is a predicted model, not a curated record. NCBI's taxonomy places the organism in Eukaryota, Metazoa, Chordata, Actinopteri, Syngnathiformes, Syngnathidae. Gene Ontology annotation, biological process: regulation of DNA-templated transcription. The transcript has 2 exons.